Molecule: messenger RNA, 1910 nt
Organism: Symphalangus syndactylus (siamang)
Lineage: Eukaryota; Metazoa; Chordata; Mammalia; Primates; Hylobatidae
Source: RefSeq, a predicted model, not a curated record
AUGAGGAAGGCGGCGGCUCCCCGCCCCGCGUUGCCCUCCCUCUCCGGAGCCCUCCUGCUCGGCUUCCUCCUCCCCCACUCAGGCCCCAAAAACGAGCUCAGGAGCCUCCCAGAGGCUCCGCCGAGGCAACGGGCCGCGCAGAACUCUGGCGGCGGCCGUGGGGCUGCUGGAGCCGGGCCUGGCCGGGAUGACCGUGACCGUGGCCCCCACGCACGCCUAGACCGGACCCCGGGCGGGCGCCGCCUCCUAGGACCAGAUUCCACCCCAGCGGCGGCGCGGCCGGGAGUCGCCCAGGAAGAAACUGACUCAGCGGACUCCCCCAAGUCCCCAGGCCCGGAGCCCCGCAGCGGAGGCGCGCAGUGCGCAGCCGGACCGGCCACCCUCCGCGACCCGCCAGCCGGGUAUCCUGCGGCCCCACGGAAGGUCUGGGAACUGGGAGCAGGAAAAAUGAAAGCCGCCUAUCUCCAGAUCUAAGAAUAGAAAUCAGGGCGCUGGGAAAAAAGGACACCGCCCAGAUGGCCCCUUUUACGAAUACAUUGUCUUUAGAGUUCCCCCUAUAGGGAGAUGAGCAAUUUCCCCCAAAGGAUGGAGAGAGAGGUUAGCCAUCAAAACUGCCCCCGCUACUGUCUUUUUUAUGAUUUUUUGUGACUGUUAGUGGGAGAGGAAAUAAACAGUUUCCCUGUGAGUUAUCUGAAGCUCUGGUCACCAAAAGGCCACUAAAUUAACUUUUGGAAAUUUGAGUUGCACUAGGCAGGGUUCUGAUACUUGGGACACCUGAAAAGUAAUCAGCUCUCAGAGCUAUUAGAACUGAGACAAAGGACAGAGUACAUGAAAUGAAAGGUGAAAAGGUGAGAUUAGCAAACCUAAAUACUCCUCUCUUGGUGUUCAGAAAUACUUAUGUGUACGGGUGUCUAUAACCCCAAAGUUUUUUGGUUUUGUUUUUUGAUUGUUUGUUUGUUUGUUUGUUCUGUUAAGUACCUAAGUAAUGUGUUUUUAGGAAAAGAAGCCUAGCAAGAACAUUGUAGACAAGGCUAGGCAAAGAUGAUCUAUCCUUCAGGUGAUGUGUCUGUCCUCAAGGUCAUUUACAAAGAAGAGGAUUGGACUGGAAGUUACUACUUCUCAAUUUUAGUUUUGUUUUCACAUCUGUUACUUCAAUCCUGAUGACAAUUCUGAAAUGGAUACAACUACUACUAUGUAUCCUUCUUUCACUAAUGAGGAAAUUGAGAUCUGGAGUUGAGAAGUGAAGAGCUUUGCUGGAGUCACAGAGGUGAGAAGUUGAGAGCCAGUAAUUCAACCCAGCAAAUCUCCUAACUCCAGGUAGAAGGUUCUUCAUGCUCUACCACUUUAGUAAGAAUGCUCUAGACUUUGUUAAUUCAUUAGAUUAGCAAGAUAGCAAAUUCCUACUCAACCUGGAUAUUGGGUCUAUGUCUUGUUGUGAUAGAGUCUUCAACUUUUACAGAGACAUGCUGAAAUAUUUAUAGUUGAAAUGGUUAGGAUUUGUUUCAAAGUCAUCCAGUGGAGGAGGAAAAGAUGAAAUGUGUGGAGGCAGAGAUAACGAUAAUAACUUUUGAACUGAUAAUUGUUGAAGAUAAUAAGAGAUGGGUUCAUGUGGUCUGUUCUACUAUUCUGUCUAUAUAAAAUUUUCCAUAAUUUAACAAAAAACUCCCAAUCUUACAAUAUUUAUCAGGCCUACAGUGUAUUAUUUUCUAAGUUGUUUCUAAACUUGUUUCCAUUUCUGAUGACUUAAUCAAUGUCUCAAACAUUUCUAGGCAUUCUCCAUCUUAUGCAUUCCUUCUGUUCCUCUGCAUUAGUUUCUCCCUUCCUGUUCUACUGAAUUACAACCUUGCAAGAAAUUAAAACCUACCUCCCUUCCAAAGAAAAAUAAAUCUAAAUUAAAAGAUGUCUCCUAA